AUGUUUGAUAUCGUCCCAACUACCCAAACAUCAUCCACAUCUAGUUCAGCAACAACUCCAGUUUUAUCUCAUGUAAGAACAGUGACAAUUGACCCAGUGAUUUAUAUUCCAGACACGGAACCCAUUACGCCUCCAGGAGCACCAUGUGAAAGUCAAGGAACAGUAAUUCAUAGUAGUGAACCUACAUUAGUAGUUGUACCCACGCCGGUGAGAGACCGAGUUUUUUUCGGCCCCACGGUUGUACCAUCUGUUAAUCUCUUAGCAUUCAGUGACAACUUAUUAAGUGAUUCUCAAACCAUUCCAACUUCCGAGUUUUUCGAAAUUUCCGAAUCAACAGUGAUGACUCAACGUCCAAUCUAUACGAUCAUUGCUGAUAGCCAUCUUCAAUAUUUGCCCAAACGUAUUCGUCGACAACAUUAUGAUAUACAUAUUGGCAUUAUUAGAGGAUUACAGUGGUUUGAUCAAUAUGAUAAUCGGUUAUCUGUUGAAACUAUCAUCAAUAAACCAGAAAAUGUACAAUCUAUAGCUUCAUCUGCUGCAGUUUUACUUGCAAUUGGCACAAAUACUGUGCGAAAUGUAGAAUCAUUUCGUGCUAUUCGACAUGUGUGGCAAACAGUUAACAAGAUUCAAGAACAGCACCCUCAGUCAUCCCACUCCCAUUUGAUUGUCACUCGCUGCUUUCCAUGUCAGCGAGAAACAAAACCAUUCCCCGUAGAUUUGUUACAAAAGAACAUCAGCACCUACAACAAUUUAUUGUACAAUUUGUCAAGACAAUUACAAUUUUCUAUUCUGGACUAUAGAUCAAUCUACAGUCACUUCGAUGCUCUCCAACCACAAGUUUCUCCAGCUGCUUAUCUUAACCGUUCAACAUCUCCUCCAUCCCUUACUUCUCAUCGUCGCUAUUCCCAAACACCAUCUCCUCACACAUCCUCCUCAACUACUCCAAAACAUGGACGUUGGACUUCGCCGCCGCCAGUUCCAUCGGUCCUUCAACCAACUCCGCAGUCUUUUAAUCAUCAACACCCACCAGUACCACAGAAUCUGACCCCUUAA
Molecule: messenger RNA, 1053 nt
Organism: Didymodactylos carnosus
Lineage: Eukaryota; Metazoa; Rotifera; Eurotatoria; Philodinida; Philodinidae
Source: the annotation of a GenBank genome assembly